Molecule: messenger RNA, 2522 nt
Organism: Molossus molossus (Pallas's mastiff bat)
Lineage: Eukaryota; Metazoa; Chordata; Mammalia; Chiroptera; Molossidae
Gene: ACAP1
Product: ArfGAP with coiled-coil, ankyrin repeat and PH domains 1
Exons: 21
Coding region: 1-2343 (780 amino acids)
Cellular component (GO): cytoplasm
Molecular function (GO): GTPase activator activity; protein binding
Source: RefSeq, a predicted model, not a curated record
AUGACAGUGAAGCUGGAUUUCGAGGAGUGUCUUAAGGACUCACCUCGCUUCCGGGCCUCUAUUGAGCUGGUGGAAGCUGAAGUGUCGGAACUGGAGACCCGACUGGAAAAGCUCCUCAAGUUAGGUAAUGGCCUCCUGGAAAGUGGGCGCCAUUACCUUGCUGCUGGCCAUGCCUUCAUUGUCGGCAUUUGUGAUCUGGCCCGCCUGGGUCCACCAGAGCCCAUGAUGGCGGAGUGUCUGGACAAAUUCACUGAGAGCCUGAACCAUAAGCUGGACAGCCACUCAGAGCUUCUAGAUGCCACCCAGCACACGCUGCAGCAGCAAAUCCAAACUCUGGUCAAGGAAGGUCUCCGGGGUUUUCGAGAGGCUCGUCGGGAUUUCUGGCGAGGUGCUGAGAGCCUGGAGGCUGCUCUUACCCACAACGCAGAGGUCCCCAGGCGCCGGGUCCAGGAGGCAGAAGAGGCAGUAGCUGCUUUGAAGACUGCUCGAGCUGGGUACCGGGGACGGGCACUGGAUUAUGCCCUGCAGAUCAAUGUGAUCGAGGACAAGAGGAAGUUUGACAUCAUGGAAUUCGUGAGUUGCAGUGGUGGUAAGGGCAAGGUGGGGAGGAGCCUGCUGAUGGAGAACAGGAGGGAAGAGGGAAGUACUGCAAGGUGUUUCCUCAGCUCUGCCCCCUGCCCACCUUGGCCCCAGGUGCUGCGUUUGGUGGAGGCCCAGGCUACACAUUUCCAGCAGGGCCACGAGGAGCUGAGCCGGCUGGCCCAAUAUCGCAAGGAUCUGGGUGCUCAGUUGCACCAGCUGGUUUUGAAUUCAGCUCGAGAGAAGAGGGACAUGGAGCAAAGACAUGUGCUACUGAAACAGAAGGAGCUGGGUGGGGAGGAGCCAGAGCCAAGUCUCAAAGAGGGGCCUGGUGGCCUGGUCAUGGAAGGACAUCUCUUCAAACGGGCCAGCAAUGCAUUUAAGACCUGGAGCAGACGCUGGUUCACUAUUCAGAGCAACCAACUGGUUUAUCAGAAGAAGUACAAGGACCCUGUGACUGUGGUGGUAGAUGACCUUCGUCUCUGCACAGUGAAGCUCUGCCCCGACUCAGAGAGGCGGUUCUGCUUUGAGGUGGUAUCUCCUAGCAAGUCCUGCCUUCUGCAGGCUGACUCAGAGCGCCUCCUACAGCUGUGGAUCAGUGCUGUGCAGAGCAGCAUUGCCACAGCCUUCAGCCAGGCUCACCUUGAUGAUAGACCUCGGGGUCCAGGCCAGGGCUCAGGACACCUGGUCAUGGGCUCUGCUGCCACCCUGGGCUCUGGCGGAAUGACUAGGGGAAGGGAAUCUGGCGGAGUGGGGCAUGUGGCAGCCCAGGUGCAGAGUGUGGAUGGCAAUGCCCAAUGUUGCGACUGCCGAGAACCAGCUCCUGAGUGGGCUAGCAUCAACCUUGGUGUCACCCUCUGCAUUCAGUGCUCCGGCAUCCACAGGAGCCUUGGAGUUCAUUUUUCCAAAGUUCGGUCUCUGACACUUGACUCGUGGGAGCCGGAACUAGUGAAGCUUAUGUGCGAGCUGGGAAAUGUAGUCAUCAACCAGAUCUAUGAGGCCCGUGUGGAGGCCAUGGCAGUGAAGAAGCCAGGGCCCAGCUGCUCCCGGCAGGAGAAGGAGGCCUGGAUUCAUGCCAAAUACGUGGAGAAGAAGUUCCUGACCAAGCUUCCUGAGAUUCGAGGGCGAAGAGGUGGUCGGGGGCCCCCAAGGGGGCACCCUCCUGUGCCCCCAAAGCCUUCCAUUAAGCCUCGGCCAGGGAGCUUGAGAUCCAAGCCAGGGUCGCCCUCUGAUGACCUGGGCAGCCUGCACCCUGGGGCCCUGCUGUUUCGAGCUGCUGGGCAUCCUCCAUCCCUCCCCACCAUGGCUGAUGCUCUCGCCCAUGGAGCUGAUGUCAACUGGGUCAACACGGGUCAGGAGAAUGCCACGCCACUGAUCCAGGCCACAGCUGCUAAUUCUCUACUGGCCUGUGAGUUUCUCCUCCAGAAUGGGGCGAAUGUGAACCAAGCAGACAGCCAUGGCCGGGGCCCGCUCCACCACGCAACCAUCCUUGGCCACACUGGACUGGCCUGCCUGUUCCUGAAACGGGGAGCUGACCUGGGAGCUAAGGACUCUGAAGGCAGGGACCCUCUGACCAUCGCCAUGGAAACAGCCAAUGCUGACAUCGUCACCCUGCUUCGAUUAGCAAAGAUGAGAGAGGCGGAAGCAGCCCAGGGCCAGGGAGGAGAUGAGACAUAUCUUGACAUCUUCCGUGACUUCUCCCUUAUGGCAUCGGACGACCCGGAGAAGCUGAGCCGGCGUACUCAUGACCUCCACACGCUUUGAUUCCAGGCCUUUGAGGGCCCGAGACACCCACCCUUUCUAACCCACGGCCCACCCUGUGGCCAUUAAAGCCUUUGUGCUUUGGCCCCGCUGGUGUGGCUCAGUGGUUGAGCAUGGACCAAUGCACCAAGAGGUCACUGGAUCGAUCCUCAGUCAGGGCACAUGCCCAGGUAGUGGGCCAA